AUGGUAGGGUGGGCGAUUGCACUUCACGGCGGCGGCGGAGAUAUUCAGUUAGAUUACCCGGACGAGCUACGUAUCCCUCGUGAGAUCGCCCUCCGUCACUGUCUCGAUGUCGGUGUUUCCGCCUUUAAAUCCGGCAAGCCGCCCUUGGACGUCGUCGAACUCGUUGUUCGUGAACUUGAGAACCAACCGGUGUUCAAUGCGGGUAAAGGAUCCGUCUUAACUGCGGAAUGUACUAUUGAAAUGGAAGCUUCCAUAAUGGAUGGGAAAACGAAAAGAUGUGGAGCUGUCUCGGGCUUGAACACUGUCGUUAAUCCCAUCUCUUUAGCUCGACUUGUCAUGGAGAAAACUCCUCAUGUAUAUCUUGCAUUUAAUGCAGCCGAAGCUUUUGCAAGAGCACAUGGCGUUGAGACGGUUGAAACAAGCCAUUUGAUAACUCCUGAAAACAUUCAAAGGCUAAAACAGGCCAAAGAAUUCAAUCGCGUCCAGUUGGAUUAUACAAGCCCUGGUCCGAAAGCACAAGGAUAUCAUGGCGAGAGCCAAACAGGAACGGUUGGAUGUGUAGCCGUGGACAGUGCUGGAAAUCUAGCUUCAGCUACAUCAACUGGCGGUUAUGUCAACAAAAUGGCUGGCAGAAUAGGAGAUUCACCAAUCAUUGGCGCAGGAACAUACGCUAACCACCUAUGUGCUGUCUCAGCCACAGGUCAAGGAGAAGAUAUAAUCCGUGGAACCGUGGCUAGAGACGUGGCUGCGCUCAUGGAGUAUAAAGGCUUGUCUCUGACGGAGGCAGCGGCUUAUGUCAUUGACCAAUCCGUACCGAAAGGAAGUUGUGGAUUCAUUGCAGUCUCGGCCAAUGGGGAAGUAACAAUGCCGUUUAACACUAAUGGAAUGUUCAGAGCUUGUGCCACUGAAGAUGGUUACACCGAAAUUGGAAUCUGGCCAAAGAACCAAAACCAUUAA
Molecule: messenger RNA, 957 nt
Organism: Arabis nemorensis
Lineage: Eukaryota; Viridiplantae; Streptophyta; Magnoliopsida; Brassicales; Brassicaceae
Source: the annotation of a GenBank genome assembly